GCGCCUGAGCGAGAAGCACCCUCCUGGGUCUCCGCCUCUUUCAGAGGAGGACCAGGCGCUCGCAACGACCUACAUGGUCGUGGCGUUGGCCCUCAACGGGUUCAUGGGUCGCUGCAAGGAGCGGCGGACGGGCGGUGCUCGGGCGGAGCGGCGGACGAAGCGACGGACGGACGGCGCUGGGACGGCGCGACGGACGGACGCUACUCGGACGGGGCAGCGGACGGACGGGACGAGGGACGGGGCGACGGACGGACGGUAUUCGGACGGGGCGGCGGGCGGACGGUGCUCGGACGGGGCUACGGACGGACGGAGCGACGGUCGGACGGUACUCGGACGGGGCGGCGCCCAG
Molecule: messenger RNA, 349 nt
Organism: Prorocentrum cordatum
Lineage: Eukaryota; Dinophyceae; Prorocentrales; Prorocentraceae
Source: the annotation of a GenBank genome assembly